Molecule: messenger RNA, 2064 nt
Organism: Paecilomyces variotii
Lineage: Eukaryota; Fungi; Ascomycota; Eurotiomycetes; Eurotiales; Thermoascaceae
Product: putative GPI transamidase component PIG-S
Exons: 2
Coding region: 231-2006 (591 amino acids)
Biological process (GO): attachment of GPI anchor to protein
Cellular component (GO): GPI-anchor transamidase complex
Source: RefSeq, a predicted model, not a curated record
CUCAUGGUUCGGAGAAGGGACCGGGUGAGCUAGCUAACUGGCUAGUGGACGCCGCGGAGACUAAAUCACCACCUAAAGGGAGCCUCUGUAUUAAUGCUUCAUCGCCGCGCUGAAGCCACUACUUCAAUUUCCGACAGGAAAAGACUCCCACGGCCGGCACUACUGGUGCCUCCUUGACAUUUCCCCAAGGCCAUGCUAGCAUUCUCUCUUUGAAAGGGGAAUGCUUUACCAUGCCAGAUAAAGAUGGAGGCGUAGCGUCCUCAACCGCUCCCCCAGGGCCCAGCACCGAUACCACGAACGACACGCCAACCAUGACCUCCGCGAAAACUGUCGACCGUGGGCCUCCUCCAGAGAAACCGGAGGCGAUCCGGACACGGUCGCGAGUCAUCUUUGCUUUCUGGGCCGUCAUCAUUUUCCUAGGUAUACCGAUAUGGUGGAAGACAACCUCUAUUUACCGGGCGAGCAUACCCGUGGAUGAGAUGAUUGCAUGGGCAGAUGGAAAGGUCUGUCGCCCAGUCUUUCCUCUGGAAAUAGUAGUCCAGACCCCUGCGAUGCAAGCUUCAGACGCUCAGCACCUCGUCCGGACGACGCAACACGCCCUUGACGACUUGAACGAGUUCUCUGCACAUCAUCUUCGCCUGAAGCUGGCGGAUUCUCUACCGCUGAAUGAUAAUCCCGCGAAUUUUAGCCCUUCAGAGGGGGACGAUACUGGACAGAAGGCGGAUGUUGCAUUGGUCGUGAGGUUGUUGCCUCGAGAUAAUCUGGCCGCUCCAACUUCGGAGCUCCAUUCAUACUCAACCGAACUUGAUAUCUUUUAUCCGCCGAACCAAGUCCCUUCACCUUCGUCGCCAAAUCCUCCUCUAUCUACGUUCAUUGCACAUGAACUGCAGAAUCUCUUCAGCGAGGAGCAAGCAACAAUCACGCACAUCCUCUCACAGGGCAAUAACGCCGGUUCCAGUCUCCAACAGACCACAAAUGCGCAACAGCCGGCCAGAAACACCCCGUCCCCGCAGCUGAUGGAAAGCAUUAGCAGGCGACUGACGAGAUCGCUGAAAUAUGCCGAGACCUAUCAUUUGACAAUCUCGCUGUUUACUCCGGGUUACGACCCCUCGUCCUGGGAUAUCGAGGCGGCCAUUCAAGAAUACUUGACGCCGCUUCUGGAUGCGCUAUCGCCUAUCAGCAACUUCUCCGUGGACACUCAGGUGCAGUUGUACGCAGCUUUCUCACCAACCGCUCCGCUCCCCGAGUACGAUGAGUCGCAAGGAGCAUGGACCCUAAAGAAAGAAGACCUGAGCGCUUUUAUCAACGCUGCGGAAUGGCCUCUUAGCCCCAGCAUUGGCGCUGGUCCUACCAUCGAAUUCGUUCUAUAUGUACCGGCUCCUUCGCAAUCCCCCUUGGUGGUGAAAGAGAGCGGCGCUACAAGUUGGUUGAUUCCACAAUGGGGAGGCGUCGCCAUUCUCAACCCUCCUCUGACGCCGGAAAACCCCUAUAACCCGCACCACCUCUCCAAGGAAUCCCUUGAAUCGUCCUUCCUCACCUUUUCGCAUCAACUGCUUACUCUGCUCGGGACACCAUCUACCCCGCCUUCUUUACCGUUCCGGCUUCAGACUCUGAUCCGUAUUCGCGCUGCCAACCUUCUGCUAUCGGCGUCGUCCACGAUGGGCUCUCUCGCCCGCCUCACCCAGUCUCUCCCAUCGAUCCCCAUCCCUGCCACGGUAGCAACGUCGAUCUCAACGACACUGUCCCAUCUGGCAGCGACAUGCACUCACCUGAAGGAGGGCCGCUUCUCUGCGGCGUUGGCGACAGCCCGCGUGGCCGAGAAGGAAGCGGAGAGGAGCUUCUUUGAAAAGAGUAUGGUUGGUCAGGUGUAUUUCCCGGAUGAGCACAAGGUCGCUGUGUACCUUCCUCUGCUGGGUCCUAUCGGUGUUCCAUUGGUGAUUAGCCUGAUGAAGGAGCUGAAGAGGAUCGUGGCGGAUUGGAAAGCGAAGCGGAAUCUUCGGUCAUGAGUUUAAGCAACUAACUGUAUUAUAAGAAUAGAUUAUUUUCUGCGAUUUGCUUCUUAGC